AUGGCAACCCGUUCCCGGAGCACCGCUCGUCCCCCGUCCCCUCUUGAUCAAGGAGAGUUGGGACCCGCUCUUCCGGCAGCCGCCGAUGAGCCGAGAAGCCUCGAACCAGAGGUCUAUGGGGAAAUCUCCCUCGGCCGCGCAAUCUCCCUCCUCUUGGGAUUGCAAAACCAAGUCAUCCGGCUCGAACGGGAACUCAAGGAACUCAAGGAGGUCAACAAGGAAGCCCGAGAUUGGAUGGGAGCGGUUGACCAAACCCUCACUCAAAUUGAGGCUAUUGGGGGGCCCCAACCCCACACACCAGAAGACCGGAAGCCCCCGGCAGUCGAGGCCACGCCCAGGCCCAUAUCCAAAACCGACCCUCUUCCAGCGCCUAGUGCACCCCUCAUCGCCUGGGCCAACCCCACCAAGCCUCCCAUCACCUUCGCCCAACCAACUCCCGUCCGGGCUCCCCCGAGAGUCCCUACUCCCACUCCACCUGCGCCUAUCAGGCUCCAAUCCCCCCUUGCCUCUCAACCAGCGACUCCAGUAGUCGCUUAUCAAGCCCCCGUCAAGGUAGACCACCCCGACGCCUAUAUGGGGAAGAUUGGUAAUGAGUCCAGACAAUGGCUCACUAGGAUGAUGGCAUGGGUCCGCCUCAAUCAGCGGAUGUUCCCAACCAAUCAGGAGGUAUUAUCCUUCCUCCUGAUGAACAUGAAGGACACGGCAGGAGCCUGGGCACACCCCCACCUCGAUCAACUAGGGUCUCACAGGGCUAUCAUCCAAACGGUCGAGGACUUUAGGAGGGAAUUCCUAACCGCAUUUGGGAAUCCGGACGCCACACGAGCCGCCGAGCGGCAAAUUACAAACCUUACUCAGACAAGCACCUGUGCUGAGUACAUUACUAAGUUCAGGACCAUCGCCAUGGACCUGGACUGGAACGACGCCGCCCUUCGUGGGCAAUUCGCACGUGGCCUCCACUGGGAGGUCAGCCGUCUCAUUGCCACCCAAGAACGGCGCCCCACUACCCUCCUCAAGCUGCAGAACGCGGCUCUGGUCAUCGACAACGCCCUCCGUGAGGAACGCGCCAGCCACCCGCCUAAGGGUAAUAAGUCUGGCACCUCCAACACCACCCCCAACAGGGGGGCGAGUACCGGCCAACAGGCCACAAGACCAGGACGCCUCUCCAGCGAUCCCAACUUUGUCUCCGAGGAGGAACGCAACCGUUGCAGGGCUGAAGGCCUCUGCAUCAAAUGCGGAAAGACAGGGCACAAAUUUGCGGAAUGCCGCACUGGCUGGAAAGCCACGCCUAAGGAGGAAGGCGUCAAGAAAGAAGCCGCCAAAGACCCCAAGGACUCUGGUCUUGUUUUGGAAAUAUGUAAUAUAUCAAAUAGCCACAAUAGAAUCUCCCCUCUCUUUACUAUUUCCAUCAAACCAGAGAAACAAGCGGAACACUUAGAAGUCCUGAUAGACUCAGGCGCCACCUCAUCCUUCCUACACCCCCGUACAGCAGAACUACUCCGCCUCCCUCUAAUAGAUCUCCCACAACCACGUACUGUUACUAUGCUCGAUGGGUCGAGCCCCCAGGCUGGAAAGAUUUGGAAAAAGGCCCACCUAACCUUCCUAUUUGAUGGCAAACGCAUGACGGAAACCUUCCUGAUUUGCAAUACCGGAUCACACGCUGCCAUCUUAGGAAUCAAAUGGUUAGAGAACCAUAACCCCGAAAUCGAUUGGAACUCGCGCACCCUUUCCUUCCCUCACACGCCCCCGGAACACAUAGCCAUUGCCAAAGAAGAGGAAGCUGACAAGAACCCCCUUGAAGGAGUACCCUCCAAGUACCAUCAAUAUGCAAAGGUAUUUGGAGAAGAAGAAUUCAAUAAACUUCCCCCUCAUAGGCACUACAAUAUUGAUAUUGAACUUACGGAAGAAGGACCCCUGAACUUGCCCCUUUACAGCAUGACUGAUGCCGAAUCCGCCACACUCAAGGACUGGCUCAGGGACAAACUCAAGGCUGGGAAAAUCCGUCCCAGUAAAUCAUCAAUCAGCUCCCCGGUUAUGUUCGUACCCAAGAAGGAUGGUUCCCGUCGGCUUGUAGUGGAUUAUCGUUGCCUAAACAACCGGACUAAGAAGAAUGUGUACCCAUUACCCCGUCCUGAUGACCUCAUGGCCCAGCUCCGCGGUGCCAAGGUAUUCACCAAACUAGACUUACGAUGGGGUUAUAACAAUGUCCGGGUCAAGGAAGGUGAUGAGUGGAAAACGGCUUUCCGCACCAAGUACGGCCUAUACGAGUCCCUAGUGAUGACCUUUGGCUUAACAAACGCGCCUGCCGCCUUCCAGCAUUUCAUGAACAAGCUAUUCAAGGAUUUACUGGAUGUAUGCGUCAUUAUCUACCUUGACGAUAUCCUGAUAUACUCUAAGGAUGACGCAUCGCAUACACAACACGUUCAUGAGGUUCUGAGGCGACUAAUGGAAAAUCAACUGUUCUGCAAGGCAUCCAAGUGCACAUUCCACGUCACCUCUGUGGAAUACCUAGGGAUCAUCGUCUCAGAUAAGGGUUUUAGCCUGGAUAAGCUCAAAAUCCAGGCAGUACAAGACUGGCCGGUACCUACUAAGGUUAAAGAAGUCCAAUUGUUUCUGGGAUUCGCCAACUUCCUUCGUUGCUUUGUUGCCAACUUCAGCCACGUGGCUAGGCCGCUACAUAACCUAGUCAAGAAAGACGCACCAUGGAAAUGGGACAACAAGGAACGGGAAGCCUUCCAGGGGUUGAAAGACGCUAUAACCAACGCCCCAGUCCUCUGUCACGCCGACCCGUCUAAGCCUUACUUCCUAGAAACGGAUGCUUCUGGCGCAGCACUAGGUUCCAUAUUGAGUCAACGCCAGGAAGACGGUCGCCUACAUCCCCUAGGAUUCCUAUCAGAGUCAUUCAAAGGCGCAGAACAGAACUAUGAUACGCAUGACAAGGAAUUACUGGCUAUCAUACGCUCAUUUGAGUAUUGGCGCAUUUUCCUGGAAGGAACCCUGCACCCCAUCACCGUAUUCACUGACCAUAGGAACCUGGAAUACUGGAAGGAGUCAAGAACAUUUAACCGCCGACACGCGAGAUGGCACCUACUGUUAGCAGGUUACAACUUCCAAAUUGUUUACCGCCCAGGAAAGCAGUCAGGGAAACCCAAUGCUCUCUCACGCCGUUCUGACCACGCCGAUAUUCCACCCGCUGACCAAACCAUGCUCCCGGAACCUAUAUUUGCAAACGUAGCCUUAGUCACGCCAGAGAAGGAAUUACAACGCCAGAUUGAAUUGUCACUUGAUCAGGACAAGUCCUUGGAAGAAAUCCUACAGUUCCUACAAAACGAGUCCAAAGCCCCACCUUCUAUCAAACGCGCAUUUAAGGAUUACGAAAUGGAGGCAGGUCUACUGUUCUACCAAGGACGUAUUGUGGUCCCAGAUGUGGGCUCUUUGAGGACGGAUCUUCUACGGAUAUUCCACAAUAGUCCCCUGGCAGGACACCCUGGCAGACAGCGUACUCUAGAACUAGUCUCACGUAACUACUAUUGGCCAGGCAUCCGAGCAGACACAUACUGGCACGUGGAUUCCUGUGAAACUUGUCAACGGAUCCGGAAACCAAAGUACGCCUCCAUCCCCCCACAGCCACUCGAACUCCCAUCCAGGCCGUGGCAACACGUUUCCUAUGACAUGAUCGUAGAUUUACCAAAGGACGGAAGCAACGACUCAAUCCUGGUCAUAGUAGACAGCUUCACCAAAUACGGGAUCUUUGUCAAAUGCUCCAAAAAGCUGAAAGCACCCAAGCUAGCGGAGCUGUUCCUGGAACACGUAUGGAAACGCCAUGGGAUGCCGGAAAAGACAGUAUCGGAUAGAGGAAGGGUCUUCAAUAACAAAUUCUUACGGGCUCUUUACAAACGCCUUGGAAUUGACCCGCACUUCUCAUCGGCAUACCACCCCCAGAGCGACGGUCAAACGGAACAAGUGAACCCCUCCAUUGAACACUUCCUUAGAGCAUACUCAGGAGUCAAUCAAAGAGACUGGACCAAAUGGCUCCCAAUGGCAGAGUUCGCAUACAACAACGCGGUGCAUAGCAGUACGGGCAAAACCCCCUUUAAAGCUCUGUACGGCUGGGAACCUACCUUAACUCCGUCAAACGUACCAACAGAUGUCCCGGAAGCAGACAACCUUGCCCAAACAAUGGAGGCACAAUGGAAAGAGGUGGAGUCAGCCCUCCGACAGUCCAAGCAACGGAUGACAGCCGGAGAAGAAGGAAGCCCAGCGGAAUUUGAGAUUGGAGAAGAAGCCUGGCUGGACGCCAAGAAUGUUAACCUUAAAACACUAAGUCCCAAACUAACGGAACAACGUCUGGGACCCUUCAAGGUUAUCGAAAAAAUCUCUGACCAAGCUUACCGCUUAGAACUCCCCCCAACCAUGCGGAUUCACAAUGUCUUCUAUGUGGGACUCUUAUCUAAGGUCAAGAGGGACAAAAAGCGUACCUUUGAAAAUUGUCCCCUUCCAGUCACUGUGGACGGGGAAGAGGAAUACAAAGUAGAAGGGAUAACAGACAUGGAGGAGAGAGACGGGAAAUGGUUCUUCAGGGUCAAAUGGAAGGGCUACAGACCAGAAGAGAACACGUGGGAGCCCCGAGAGAACCUCAAAAACGCGGGGAAAAUUUUGAAAAAAUACAAGGAAGAAAUGAGAAAGAAGGCCCUCGGCGCUGCCAAGGCCCUUAGAGGGGGGGCAGUGUUGUAG
This is a messenger RNA of Rhizoctonia solani, 4731 nucleotides long. Its product is annotated as Retrotransposable element Tf2 protein. The coding region runs from base 1 to 4731 and encodes 1576 amino acids. The transcript is spliced from 2 exons. The record is from RefSeq and is a predicted model, not a curated record. Lineage: Eukaryota; Fungi; Basidiomycota; Agaricomycetes; Cantharellales; Ceratobasidiaceae. Gene Ontology annotation, molecular function: nucleic acid binding; zinc ion binding. Gene Ontology annotation, biological process: DNA integration.